AUGUCCACUCCUUCCUUGACCGGUAGUAAACGAGGUGCACUAAUAGUGUUUGAAGGUUGUGACCGUGCUGGAAAAUCAACACAAACUGAAAAACUUGUUAAAUAUUUGAAUGAACAUGGAUUAACAGCAGUUAAAGGGAAAUUUCCAGCGAGAGGUAUAGAACCAUUAGGACCAAUCAUCAAUAAUUAUUUAAAUAAUGAAGUAGAAUUAUGUGAUAGAGCUUUUCAUUUUUUAUUAUCAGCAAAUUUAUGGGAACAAGAAUCAUACUUGAAGAAUACUAUUCUCAAUGGCAAGACAUUAGUUAUGGAUCGAUAUGCAUAUACAGGAGUUGCAUAUUUAACUGCCAAGGGUUUGGAUUUAAAUUGGUGUAAAUCUUCGUACGUCGGUUUACCAUCACCAGAUAUUGUCUUUUUCAUGGACGUGCCAUUAAAAGAGACUGAAAAAAGGGAUGGAUUUGGUAGUGAAAGGUUUGACACAAGCGAGAUUCAAGAAAAGGCCAGGGAUGUAUAUUUAUCAUUGAAAGGCCCAGAAUGGAAGGUAUUGGAUGGACGACAAUCAAUUGAUGAACUUCACGAAAAGAUUGCAAAUAUGUCCUUAGAAGUUAUUCAAAAACGUGAUGUCUUACCAAUACAAGAUUUAUGGAAAAGUUUUUGA
Dentiscutata heterogama is the source of this 654-nucleotide messenger RNA. The record is from the annotation of a GenBank genome assembly. Lineage: Eukaryota; Fungi; Glomeromycota; Glomeromycetes; Diversisporales; Gigasporaceae.